UGCACGCUGUGAUCCGCUCCUUGUAUAAGGCGGUUCAGGGCCGGGCGAGAGGAACACAAUAGCUACCACGUUGUCGAUCAAACGGCCCCCUUAUCGUUAAACGAUAGGUGGGAAAUAGAGACCACAGUGUGUUCCACAGUUACCGUUCAGAGAGCAGGACCGAAGGCGGUGCUGGCUCUUUCGGGACGACGGGAGGGCUCUCGCGGCGUGUUGUUCGGAUUCAAACAGGUGUCUCGCGCUCUCCCAUCAGGAGCAGGUAGUGGAGCAACAGAGAUCCGCCCGCGAGGAGGCACCACAGGUUCUUUCUGAUUUCGACGCAUUCCUCGUUGGUCGAUACAUUUUCGGGAUUUUUUGUUAUUUAUUUUUUCAUUACCUAAGACUAACGGGACAAGGAACUCAUAAUUAGGACAAAAGCAUAAGAUUAUCCAAGCGACAUAGCAUUUUACCACCUCCCAGCCCCCGACCCCGACAGGUGGGAAGAGAGCUUUGGGACACACCCCCCCCCCACUCGCUUCUUCUCUUUCCCCAGCGGAGGAGACGAGGCGGUGACUGACAUCCCCACGGGACGGCCCGACAGACCAUUCUGUUAACAGGUGUGUGCGUGUGUGAGGGGCACACCGCACACUACCUCCUACCAGCGACUCAUUGUUCUUCAUCGAGCCCUUUGAUAGUCCCACUCACCCGCCGGUGCGCGAGAGCAGUGAUGGAGCAAGCGUUUAAUUUGAAUUUCAUUUAAAAACACGGAUGCAAAAUUUAGAACGUUUGGGUAAUUUUUUUUUUUUUUUUUGGGCUUUGCUUGACGAGGAGGAUACGACCCGAGUCGAUUGAAGAGCUCAGGGAUUUUGUAUAGGCUAACGACCAACAUUCAAAUUGGUCUCAUCUGGACCGACCAAACAAAGUAGACAUUUGUUUACGGCGGUUAGCUUUGAGCAUUUAUCAUGACGACCAGGAGACCCGCCGUGAAUCCGGCGGGGACCUCCGACAACCAGCAAAGCCAGAAUCCCAAAACCCCCAGCCCCGACAACGGUGUGUCUGUGUCUGAUGCAGCCGGGGCAGGGGUCGAGAUGUUCCAGGAAUGGUGCCUCCGGACCUACGGCGACUCCGGCAAAACCAAGACCGUCACUCGCCGUAAAUACAACAAAAUCAUCCAGACCCUGAAGCACCUCGAGGACGACCACCGAGGCUGGAUCUUCCGCGAGAAGAGCACCAUCAACGCCAAAUUCAAAUUCUGGGUCAAGUCGAAGGGCUUCCAAGUGGGGUCGCUGCAGGAGGGGGUCGGCGGCUCCCCGGACAGAGCCGUGCUCUUCGUGCCCAUCAAGGCUACGUGUAUAGAUGGUGCACCCGGGUCAGACCCGUCUCUGAAGCGCGUGGCCAUUGUGGAGGACUUCUUUGACAUCAUCUACGCCAUGCACGUGGACAUCACUUCAGAUCCUGGGAAGAGCCCUAAACACGCCGGGCAGAAGAAGACCUACAGAGCUAUAGCAGAGACCUAUGCGUUUCUGCCCAGGGAGGCAGUGACCCGCUUCCUGAUGAGCUGUGGAGAGUGUCAGAAGAGAAUGCACAUCACCACCACCGGUCUGGAGUCGAAAGAGAACGACCGGCCGACGUCCCUCGCUCCGGACAUGAUCGACUACAACAUGCCGCUGACCACAGCCUACCUGAAACACAUGGAGCUACAGUGUGGGAGCCACAUGGACAAGGAUGACAGCUUGCUAAGCAGUGAGGAGGAGGACGAGAUGAGUGAGUCCACGUGGCUUGCGGCCGACCCGGGGCCAGCAGACAGGAUGAGCCACAGUCCCCACCGCGCACACAGCAAAGACGAGGACGAUGACUCAUCUUCAGAGAGUGGCAGCGGGAACGGCCUCCCUGCCUUGACCCCGCCCUCCUCCGCCAUAAAUGACAGCUCGGUUGUCAGGGCGAUGGAAGUCGUUAACGGCAACGGCGGCCCCGCCCCGCUGGACUUCAGCACGCCCACGUCCUCCUCUUGCUCGUCGGAGGACCAGCAGCCAAUCAACCUCAGCGACCCCCCCGCCCCGCGAGCGGCGCCACAGCCGCCCGCCAACCACCUGCCCCUGACGGUGUCCGCCGCCGCCGCCGCUCUGCUGGGCGCCCUCCACCCGGACGCGCCCGAGGAGCUCCGCAGGAAGUACCCCCUGGCCAACAAGCCCGGCCUGGCCCCGCUGACGCACGCGCACUCCAACCACACGCACGGCACGCGCACGCCGCACACGCACGCGCACGUGGCCGACCUGCGACUGGACCGCGACGGCCGGGACUACGGGGGGAAGUCUCCCCAGUACAGCUCCAGAGGCAGCUACGACAGCGUGAAGACGGAGCUGUGCGCCGAGGACUUGACGAUGGGGCGCCAUGGCAACCAGGUGGCCCCCAACGACGACGACGACGACGACCAUGACGACCACGAGGACAGCGACAAGAUCAACGACGGCGAGGGGGUGGACCCCGAGCGGCUGAAGGCCUUCAACAUGUUUGUUCGGCUGUUUGUGGACGAGAACCUGGACCGCAUGGUCCCCAUAUCCAAACAGCCCAAGGAGAAGAUCCAGGCCAUCAUCGAGUCCUGCAGCCGCCAGUUCCCAGAGUUCCAGGAACGGGCGCGCAAGCGAAUCCGCACCUACCUCAAAUCCUGCCGUCGCAUGAAGAAGAACGGGAUGGAGACUCGCCCCACACCCCCACACCUCACCUCGGCCAUGGCGGAGAACAUCCUGGCGGCCGCCUGCGAGAGUGAAUCACGGAAGGCUGCCAAGAGGAUGCGUCUGGAGGCCUAUCACGACGAGCAGAGCAUCCUGGACAAGCCGGCCGGCGGCAGCGCAGGGCUCCGGGAACCCGCCUCUCUGACUAGCUCCGCCUCCAUGGCUAACUCCGCCUUCUCCCUCGCCGCUUCGGCCUUCGCCUCCCAGGACGCCCAGCUCUAUAUCAACGGGGCGGGCUACGGUUACCGUGGAUACGCCAGCCUGGGUACCACCAUGCCCCACCCUGUAUCCCUGAUGACCAGCACUGCUACUCAGAGCAACGGUCCUACUGACCUCAGCAUGAAACCCGUGGCCUCCAGCCUCACUUCCUCCUCCAGCGCCUCCACCCAUAACAGCUUAGCUGUACGGGCCAAUGGAGGGGGAGGAGGAGGAGGAGGAGCGGGCGGGGCUUCCACCCAGCUCAGCCAACCAGAGAUCACGGCUGUGCGUCAGCUGAUCGCCGGAUACAGGGAGUCUGCCGCCUUCCUGCUGCGGUCGGCAGAUGAACUGGAGAACUUGAUUCUGCAGCAAAACUGACCCACACACGCGCACACACACACACACACACAUGCACACACACCUCUACUCCCUACGGGUUCGUUUUGUGACCUUUAUAUUGUCGGUCCGUCUGUCUGUCUGUCUCCCAAUGCUCCCUCUUUGUCCUCAAUGAUGAACGUACGAUACGUCCACCCCACACUCCUCCUAAAGCCCUCGUUUUGAGGAGGAGAGGCAAAGGGACCGAAGGAGAGCACUUGGGAGGGCAUCCAACUCCUUCCCUCUCUUCUUCCUCUCUCUUGCCCCAAGGGUUAGGGUUAGGGUUGACCCUAGGCCCCUUAACCCUGGUCAGGGUACGGUCAGCUUCUCACAAUCAAACCCUUCGCCGGGACAAGACAUUUAAAGGAAGAAGAAGAGGAGAGAGAAAGGAGAGGGGAGGAGGAGAGUGAAACCACAGCCUGCAGGGAUAUUGGGCCUGCUACUACUGUGUACUUUCUGAACGACGACACUGCCCCCGUGUGGCUCGUAACAGGCGCUUAGGAAUCAGGAUCACGUUCCUGCAGAGGGUAUUUUGGAUUGAAUGGGGCCGUCCCGUACCUCUCGUCUUAAUAUCACAAGGCGAGAGAAAGGACCCCCCCCCCCCCAGAAUGGGUACUACUAAAAAAAACGGUUUGUUUAACGACCUGUGUUUUUUUGUUUUUGAACGUUUUCAUUUGUGAUUUUUUUCUUUUGGUAGCCCGGUGAACAUUUCAGUUUAGGUUUGACUCCUGCAGCGACUGGAGGCCAGGCAGUUGAGCUUAUCUUCUCCAUCUAAAAGAUAGCACUCACUCCACAAAGGCCCCCCCGGCCCUGCUUUGAGCAGGCCGAAGCUCAAGGACAAAACCUGGAAACGAAAAGAGAACGGAUCUUUCGGUUGGUAAAAAAAGAGGACUGUUUUGGGGGCUUUUUGUUGCUUGUAAAUAAGCUCUCUGUGUCCUAUAGCACUUUUACUUUCCCAAACAACUCACCUUAAACCUUUCCCUCAAAUCUACCCAACGGGCCUUUUUUUUUAACCCAGGGAGGAACUUGCUUACUUAUGCAUCCAAGACGCCAUGUUGACCGCCAGGAAAUACCUCAGACCACGUCUGCCAACUCCCUCUUCAAGUACGCACACACACGUACAUACCGACAAACGGCCCAGGUAUAGCGUGACCUUUCAACCCGAUACAACUUAACUCUUAACACCGCCUGUUGUCUUUUGAAGGAUACUUUUCAUUGGAACAAAAAACGACCGCACAAAAAAACUAACGUCAAAAAGAGAUGGCAUUUCAACAACCGGUCUUUGAACCUUAAACGUCUUUAAAAUACUUUUUGUUUGUGCAAGCUCACUUGCUUGCGGCUGUAUAUAACGAGUCCGUCCCUUCCGGAAAUUACUUCUGGAGAUCUGGACUCAGAAGAACUAAAACUAAGUGGGUUUUUGUAGAAGAAAGACUUUCUCCUGGAAGGGGACAACCUGCUUUCUGGUGGCUUCUUUACCACCCACUUUUACUUUUCUAAAAAGUUUUUGUUUUAAUGCCGACAAAACCUCAUCAACACCGUUUAACAUGUAUCUCUCUCUAUCUCUCUCUUUCUCUCUCCCUUGCUUUAUUCCUGUCGCUCUAUCUCUAGUUUCUCAGGGAGGGGACCCCCAGUCCCCUCUCGCCUUCCCUGGACCUAUCCCAUCCCUUUCCCCUGGACCUAAACCCUCUCUUACCUCCUCCUCGUGGUUCUCCCUUGUCCGACUGUUUGGUACAGUAACAGUUCAGAACAAUUCAGUUCAGGUGUUUUGGUCUGUGUCUGUCUGACUUUAUUAGGUGUCCAUUCCUAUUAUUAUUAUUGUUAUUAGAAUCCUUAUCCCUGCAAUGAUUAUAAUGAAGAACCUUCUUGUUGCUGCUGCUAUUCAACAGAACUGGACCUUUCGCCAUAGACCUGAAACCUCAAGCAAGCAGGGCGUUUGUUAGCCAAAACCCAACCAACCGAUCAACCUCCUCCAAAACUCAAGCUCGACCUCAGAACCAAUGGUACAAAGCAAAAAAGAAAUCAGACACACAAACACACACAGGCCUCCUUUACUGUCAUUUAAAGAACACAAACUCCUGUUGUCUGAGCAGUUAGUUUACCUUUGGGUAUUGUUUGUGUUUUUACUUUCUGAACGGUGAUUCUCUGUUUGUAGGGAGUGUUUCUCUUGUAAUUUCUCUGUGUUUCUGACCGUCCAAGAGCAGGGCUUACAACCCAGACCACCUCCAGUGGUGUUAUUUGACUCAAUGGGGAACACAAUCUAAUCAUACAUCGCCACCAAUGAAAAGUAAAAUCGGGAUUCUCCACAUUCACGAUUACAUAGCAGGACGCUUACAGGCUGCGGUGAUUUAAAAGUGAAUAUUCUUGACUGUGUAUACAUUCGAUAAUGAAUUCAUGGGUGAUGUGGAGGACUUGCUGCCAUCUUAAUAAUGUAGGAUUCUAAUUGGACAGGGCUGUCCCUCUGGUGUUCUGAGUCCAGAGCAUUCAGUCUAAUUGUAGUCACUCUCUUUCUGGUUGGCUGUGUUUUUGAUUUGCCCUUUAACACUAUCUUAACUUUGUUGGCGGGUUGUUGGGCUGUUUCGUGGGUGGACAUCAGUGAAGAGGGCUCUCAUGAUCCCAGCAGGACCUGAGUGUGUUUUUGGUUCCGUCUCCCCAUGCGUCAGUUUAUUAGUGUUGUUCAAAAAGAAAUAGGAGUUCAAAUGAGUAAAAAAGAGAAGAAUAAUGAUCAAAUGAGACCUGCUUUCCCCAAUAGGCUGUUCCUGUUUAACUGUGCAUCAUCUACUUUCACUUUACUUAGUUGGGCUGGUCCUUGCGUCACAGUAAACCUCACAGGAUACACAGUCAUCUGUGAUUCUGGGGGUG
Molecule: messenger RNA, 6140 nt
Organism: Gadus chalcogrammus (walleye pollock)
Lineage: Eukaryota; Metazoa; Chordata; Actinopteri; Gadiformes; Gadidae
Product: nucleolar protein 4-like
Exons: 11
Coding region: 939-3284 (781 amino acids)
Source: RefSeq, a predicted model, not a curated record